GCUAAACAUGUCGUCGCCGUCGUCUGAGGACGGCUGGAGCUCGUCGGGCUCCUCUUCCCGCUCGCGCUCCUCAUCGCCCUCGCGUUCUGCCUCGCCGUCGCCAUCGACGUCUGCAUCGGCCUCGGCGUCGGGCCCUGGAGCAGGCGAGCCUCGCAAGCGGCACGGCGAGAAGCUCCGCUACGAGCCGCCAGACCACUUUGUGCCCGCCGAUCUCACCUCGUACGAAGGCGAAGGCGGCACGGCUAGCGGCGCCGGGACGGAGCUGUGGGCCAUCAAGGUGCCCGCGUCGCUCGAUGUCGCCGCACUCGACGGCCUCUCUGUGCCCCUCGCCUCGCUCGAGGCCGGUCUCUCGCUCCCAGCGUCUGCCAUGGCGCGCAUCAAGGGUGCUGGCGGCCGGCGCUACACUCUGCGCAGCACGCGCGCCGCCGUCUCGGAUGCCCACGGCGCAGGCGCAGGCGCAGCAGCGCUGCAGGACGUCGAGAUGGCAUCGAUGCAUGUGCUCGAGCCUGCGCCGGAGAAGGGCCCGGGUCGGUAUGCGCUGAGCCGCCGCGGCAUCGACCGGACGCUGCACUUCACCCUCGAUGUCGGGCAUGAUAGCGACGACGAUGCUGCACAACGGCAGCAGAGCAGCAAACGCAAGCGGGAGCAGCCAUGGGACCGGCUCACGGGCUACUUCCACCCGGCCGGCUCGUCGCUCAGCACUGCGCUCGAGAGUGAAAAGGAGCAGCAGCAGCAGCAGGCGCGGCCACCCGACUCGCAGACAUCCACCUCGUCAUCGCCGCGCAAGAAAAAGGCGAGAAAGUCCAAGGAGCAAUGAUGGUACUAGCAAAUGACAAUUGAGAGAGCAAUUUGUAGAGUAGUAGAGUAGAGUAGCAGCAGCAAUCAAUGAUGAUAGAUCAG
Messenger RNA from Acaromyces ingoldii, 900 nucleotides. RefSeq lists its product as hypothetical. The record is from RefSeq and is a predicted model, not a curated record. Bases 8 to 817 code for a protein of 269 amino acids. The transcript has 3 exons. Lineage: Eukaryota; Fungi; Basidiomycota; Exobasidiomycetes; Exobasidiales; Cryptobasidiaceae. Gene Ontology annotation, biological process: transcription by RNA polymerase I.